Molecule: messenger RNA, 296 nt
Organism: Dipodomys ordii (Ord's kangaroo rat)
Lineage: Eukaryota; Metazoa; Chordata; Mammalia; Rodentia; Heteromyidae
Product: transcription and mRNA export factor ENY2-like
Exons: 2
Coding region: 12-296 (94 amino acids)
Biological process (GO): positive regulation of DNA-templated transcription; poly(A)+ mRNA export from nucleus; regulation of transcription by RNA polymerase II
Cellular component (GO): DUBm complex; SAGA complex; nuclear pore
Molecular function (GO): transcription coactivator activity; chromatin binding
Source: RefSeq, a predicted model, not a curated record
UGGUUAGCAAGAUGAACAAAGAUGUGCAGAUGAGAGCAGCAAUUAACCAAAAGUUAAUAGAAACUGGAGAAAGAGAGAGCCUCAAAGAGUUGCUGAGAGCUAAAUUAAUUGAAUGUGGCUGGAAGGAUCAGCUGAAGGCACACUGUAAAGAGGUAAUUAAAGAAAAUGACUUGGUGGCUGAAAUCACUCCAAAAGGCAGAGCCCUGGGGCUGGGAAGAGCCCUGGUACCUGACACUGUAAUGAAGGAACUCCAACAAAGAAUAAGAACAUUCAUUGCUCAGCAUGCCAGUCUUUAA